AUGGGCAAUACUAAAAGUAAAAAAGUUAAAAUCACUCAGUGCGAUACGCCGCAGACCGAAGGUGAAAACCGAGAACGAAUCAAUUCGAUUAAAACUGACAUAUCUGAUGCGACAGGAAAGGAAAUAGGAGCUGGCGAUAAAGAAUCAGAUCAAAUUGAAGAUAAGCAACAUGAUAAUGCUAGCAGUGCAUCAACAGUGGAAGUGUUGGACGACAAGUGA
Parnassius apollo (apollo) is the source of this 219-nucleotide messenger RNA. NCBI's taxonomy places the organism in Eukaryota, Metazoa, Arthropoda, Insecta, Lepidoptera, Papilionidae. The record is from the annotation of a GenBank genome assembly.